UGUUAUACAACAGCAGCAUGUGUGACUGAGGAGAGGCUGAGGGACCAGAAGACAGGGGAGGCGGGGAGGAUGGGGAAGCGCCGGGGCUCCCGGGACGGCAACACUGACGGCAAAAAACCGAGGAAACAGCCGAGGAAGAGGGCACAGAGCAAAGGUGGUGAGGAUGUAUGUGAAGACGGGAAGGCACCAAAUAAGAAAAGCAGAGUCGCAGCACCAGGUGCCAAAACCACAAAAAAGACAAUUAAAGGGGCAGAUAAAGCGCCGGUUGUAGAUGCUGCACGGAAGAAACCUCCCACAACCAAGAAGCCUGCUGAGAAGAAACUAAAGGAAGAAGAUCCAGAGAAGGAAAUAGAGAUCCUCUUAAAAUCGGAAUCUCUGCUGGCAGUUCCAGAUGCUGCAGUUAAAAAAGAUGGCAGCUCGGAGGAUGAAGAGGACAGUGAUGAGGAGUGGGAGGAUGUGGAAGAACUCAAUGCAGCAACAUUGGAUUCUUUACAAGCCACAACAUCCAAUGAUUCAGGGUUGCCAACUGAAUCCGUGGAGAUAGAGAUUGAAACAGCAGAAGCAGCUAAAAAGAGAUUAAGAAGAGAGAAAAGAAAAGCAGAGUUUGCUCUUUAUCUGCGCCGAAUGAUGAACCGGUUUAACAAAGAAUUGCAAGAAGACACGCACAAAGUACAUUUGCUCUGCCUUCUUGCCAGUGGCUUCUUCCGCAGUAACAUCUGUAACUGCCCUGACCUUCAGGCGGUGGCGCUCUCUGUGAUUCCAGUUAAAUUUGCAAACACUCCCACUGCUCGGAUAGAUGUGGUGUAUUUGACAAACUUGGUAAAAUGGUUCACAACCACAUUUAGCAUGAAUCCAGACAUGUCUCUUGAUGAUGGCGAACCAUUAGCAGCCAGGCUAGAGCGGAGGUUUGGCGUGUACGGAGUGAGGGAUGGAGAAGAGAUGGUCUAUCUGUUCUUGAUUCUCCUUCGAGCCUUGCAACUCUUAAGCCGCUUGGUGCUCUCCCUGCAGCCUAUCCCCAUAAAGAAACCAUCCACUAAGAAAACAAGCAGCCCAAAAGAGAAGUCUUCCAAGAAAUCUAAGAAAACAGUCAAUUCCCAAAGAUCCCCUAGAGGAAAAUCAAAAGUGGAACCGAAACGGAAGGUGAAGGAAGAGACUUUUUCCUUGGACAGCUCAGAGGAUGAGGAUAUAAAACCAUCUGGAGACAACAUGGCUAAAAAAGUAGUUGCUAAAGCUGAGAAAGAAAAGUCUUCUGAAGACCCAAAGAGUAAAGCUAGUCCCAAAAAUCGGCUCCGGAGGAAAGCUGCCUCCAAAAUUUCAUACAAAGACGAGAGUGAGAGCAAUGAGGACGGCAACGACUCUGACUAUUCUUACACUGGCAGCAAGGACAGUGACUUCUCUGAGGAUGAGGUGAUUGAAAGAAAAGUCAAAGGCUCGUCCUUUUCAAAUGUGAACAGGUCAGGGGAGGGCACAGCAAAGAGUCCUGUUGCCCCAGGACAGACCAAAGUGAAGAGCUCACCCAAAGGUGACAUCCCACGAGCUAAGAGGAGAGGCAAGAUCAUUUCCACUGAUGAUGAGGAUGAGAUGACUGCACCAACACCCUCCAGGGGUAGCGAUCAAUGGGUAGAGGUUUACUUGGCGAAAGAAAAGAAGUGGGUAUGUGUGGACUGUGUAUGUGGGACAGUUAAGCAACCUUCAAUGUGUUUUAAGGCUGCCACCAAACCAGUUACCUAUAUUGUGGGAAUUGACAAUGCUGGCCAUGUUAAAGAUGUGACCCAACGAUAUGAUCCGGAUUGGAUGACCAGUACACGGAAACGACGUAUUGAUGCAGAGUGGUGGGAGGAGACACUGAUGCCUUAUAAAAGCACCAACACGACUGUGGAUGAAAAGGAAGAUGCAGAGUUUGAAGCUAAACUACUGGACCAACCUUUGCCAACCUCUAUCACAGAGUAUAAAAGCCAUCCUCUCUAUUCCCUGAAGAGACAUUUACUUAAAUAUGAGGCCAUCUACCCAGAAUCUUCUGCCAUCCUUGGCUACUGUAGAGGGGAAGCUGUUUAUUCCAGGUCUUGCGUCCACACACUGCAUUCCAGAGAUACAUGGUUAAAGGAGGCCCGUGUGGUACGGCUCGGGGAGGUGCCUUACAAGAUGGUGAAAGGACAGUCUAACCGAGCGAGGAAAGCCCGUCUGGCAGAUCCAGAGAAUAAGGACAGCAGUGACCUUGCUCUGUUUGGCCUGUGGCAGACUGAGGAGUAUCAGCCGCCCAUAGCUGUGGAUGGAAAGGUACCACGCAAUGAGUUUGGCAACGUCUACCUGUUUAAGCCCAAUAUGCUGCCCAUUGGCUGCUGCCAUUUACAAGUCACUAACCUUAACCGUGUAGCCAGGAAGCUGGACAUCGACUGCGCCAGUGCCAUUACUGGCUUUGACUUUCACUGUGGCUACUCACAUCCUGUGACGGAUGGUUAUAUUGUAUGUGAAGAAUAUAAAGACAUCCUGUUGGCUGCCUGGGAAAAUGAACAGGUGGAGAUAGAGCGCAAGCAAAAAGAGAAGCGAGAAAAACGAGCUCUGGGCAACUGGAAACUGCUGGUGAAAAGCCUGGUGAUCAGAGAAAGAUUGAAAGCUCGAUAUGGACAAAAGGACUAUGAACAUCCGACCUCUGCUACAGGAGAUGGCUUCUCUUCAGAUGAGGAGCAACCAACUCCAGAGACUAUAGCUCUGGACACUGCUGUAUCCUGGCCCCAGAACCGAAAGGCUGAAGAGCAACAGGGAAGAAAAGCAAAGCAGAAAACAAAAAGAGAGAAAAGAGGAGAAGAAAAACACUUAUUCCCAUUUGAAAAGCUGUAAAAGGUCUAAUUAUCACUUGUAUAACACACUUCUCUGCUUCCUAUUAGUGGCUGACAUUAAAGGAGCACUCUAGACAAAAACUAAGUAAACAACACAAGUGCCACAUUCUCAGGCUCUGUGCUAGGUAGGCAUUAUUCGGUAUCUGUUUUGCCUGGAGUUUUCCUUUUAUAGGCUGAAUACUAAAUACACAAGGAAAAAGUAUGAAUAUUAGAGUAGAACUGUUUAUAGGAAAAUAAAACUAAUCCUUCUGACCCAUCUGGUCUGAUUUUGUAAAAAAAUAAAUAAAUAAAAGUCAAUGUUUUAUAAAUGAGAAAAGCCAAUUUUUAUUAAAAGUGCGUUUUAUUCCAAACUUAGGCAUAAGCUUCAAGUGUUUGUGUUCUCAACUAUUCAGCAACCAUACAGUAUUUCCCCCCUUCCUAUCCAUAUGAGUGAAUAUUGUUAUACAUUUGACAGGGCGCAGUUACAUUGGCUUAACUUUGGCCACAAAGGCUGCUUCACACUGCAUUAAGCACCAGAAUAGGCCAUAGAUAUGUUAAGUGAGUUUAUAAACCUCUUACUGGAUCCAAUUAGGGCUGAUAUAUCGCAAUUGAAUCACGAUUUUUGCUAAUGUGAUAGGCCCUCCUGGCAAAAAUUGUUAUUACCUGCAUUUGAAAUUCAAAUGUUAAGUCAGUGUCCUUACCAGGGUGCCUCCAGCUGUUGCAAAACUACAACUUUCUGCAUGCCUGGACAGACUUUGGCUGUCCGGGCAUGCUGGGAGUUGUAGUUUUGCAACAGCUGAAGGCACCCUGGUUGAAAAAAACAAAACACUGUCCUAAGUAAUAAUAGGGGCGCAGGGGAAACCUAAAACAAAACCCUGUUGCUUACCUAGCCCUGGUCCCCAUAGGUCUGCAGCAGAUCCUGUUCUAUUCUGCAUGGUCCCGGCAUCUUCUAUGGUGCUCCUGACACUGGUUCCAGGACCUUUUCUGCUCAGCCUAUCAGCGGUGCCAUAUGUCAGGCCAGUGAUUGGCUGAGCAGGAAGAUACUGAAAGUCCCAUAAGACAUUGGACUGCAUUAAUUCAUGUUUCUCCAUCUCCCCAGCACAUUAAUGUGGGAGAUGGGUUGUGGACAUGAAAUGGGAUAUGACAUGAGGGGACCCUAUGUAUGACACCAAGUGGUAUAGAGCAGGGAGUACUCCCCAAAGUAUUACUCUGACGCAAGGUUAAAAAAAAAAAGCCUUGGUUGAUUUUCGAUGGUUUCUGAAGAUAACGAUACAAUUUUCAAGCCAAUGGUCAAUCUCUCACCAGAGGAAUUGAAGGCUGCUACACCGGCAUCUCUGCCUGAAGUUUCUCUAGGUGGAAAUGACAUAAUGUGCAUGGGCCAUUAUUGACCUCUGUCAUACUGACGAAUCUAGGGCAUAGUACAUAUUCUCCCUGUUGCUUAGGACAGCUGAAGAGGUCAACCAGAUGCCAGAAUAAAAGUGGACCACUGGAUUACACUUCCAUGCUUUUGUUAGCAGCUGGAGGAUAUAGUCUGCACCCUGUGUGUAUUGCUUAAACAUAUUGUCCAUCCUUAUAGUAACUUUCAUAAAGUGGAAGUAUAUAACAGAUUACAUUUAUAGUAACACCUAUUCAUGGUUAUACUGAAAGCGAAGCGCUGCAGACACUGUUGGAUAGAUGUUGGGGUAUGAAAGCAAACUGUACCUUUCCUGGAGCUAAUGGCUUUAUAAAGGUUGGUUACCAUCAUUAGCUCCAGGAAAGGUACAUGUUGCUUUAAUACCCUAAUGCUAUUUAAUGGUGUCUGCAGCAAAUAGAGCUGACAGAUUUUUCUAUGACAAGGCAGCCUAUCCUGUUUCAAGGUCACAAUGUGGCCUUAAACUAGUCAGCAUGUUGCUUGGUUUUCCUCUAAAGAUCUCUGCUUAUAGAAGUUAAAGGUGAACCGUCAAAAAUCUGUCAUGUGAUAAAACAAAUGCAGGAGAUGUUACAGCACAGAUAUCACAGCUCACUUUGUCCUAGUCGUGUGAUUAUCACAUACAUGAAAGGAAAGAGUCUUCUUUUCUGGGGUUAAACAAUGUCCCCAGUCAAUGACUACAGAGAUCUGUGACAUUAAGUACACAUUAAAUGAACUGUUUCAACUGUACAAUAUACAAUGAAUAAAUAGUCCAUGUAGAAAGGAAUAGGAUGGCACUCGCAAAUGGGAUGCAAAUAUAGAAAAAUGUAUUAACUUACA
This is a messenger RNA of Hyla sarda, 5043 nucleotides long. It is a transcript of the gene XPC, whose product is annotated as XPC complex subunit, DNA damage recognition and repair factor. Lineage: Eukaryota; Metazoa; Chordata; Amphibia; Anura; Hylidae. Gene Ontology annotation, cellular component: cytoplasm; XPC complex; nucleotide-excision repair factor 2 complex. Gene Ontology annotation, molecular function: single-stranded DNA binding; damaged DNA binding. Bases 70 to 2838 code for a protein of 922 amino acids. The transcript is spliced from 16 exons. Gene Ontology annotation, biological process: mismatch repair; nucleotide-excision repair. The record is from RefSeq and is a predicted model, not a curated record.